AAGCAAAGAACGAUUUCAUGAUGCAUGGUUUCUUUAGUCUCAAGUAAAGAACAAUUUCUGUAGUGGUGUGAGGUUGGAUUUCCCGGAAAAGUAGUUCAGAUUUGGCAAAAGUGCAUGACAGAUGAUACGCAGUCUGGUCGCCAAGCCCCAUCACCUCAUGCAUCCAGAGUUUGAUGUUACGUUUCUUUCGUGAUCAUUUUGCUCUUUCUCACUCAUCACUUUCCCGGUCAGUGAAUAGAUGCCUCAUCGACAUCAAAAAAGAAUGCACUUCGCAGUCCAACAUAUCAUGCCUUCUCCACCUCUGUCUGCCAUCUGCUACCCUAAUGAAUGAAGGAGAUCCGCUCGACCGGGAAAGUGCUACAUUCUUUCUUUAACGAAAUGAACAAAAUGCCAUGGCCAUCUUUUCGCUCGUUGCUGCUGUUUUUUGAGCUUCGCAUGGGAGCUUUGCUUCCUCACCCUAGGAAUCUCAAUAUCUGUCAUGAAAACCUAUUUGUGUUGCAGGUUGGAGUUCCUCGCCGGUGGUUAAUGGACAGCGUGACCGUGCAUUGUGGUCACUGCAACCAUCUAUCCUUUCUCAAUCUCAGAGAUGUGAUCCAGUGCCUUUGUCCCGCCGGCCCCCAGAUGGGUUUUCAGGUUCAUUUUCCGGGUCCUUGUACUGGUUUAAUGAUGGAGCCACCAUCUCUGCGAUCAUCAUCUUCAGUACCAAAGAAACACAGAGCUCCAUCAGCUUACAACCACUUCAUGAGAGAGGAAAUACAAAGAAUCAAGGCAGCCAAACCUGACAUUCCACACCGAGAGGCAUUUAGCAUGGCUGCAAAGAAUUGGGCUAAAUGUGAUCCUCGCAACUCAGCUAAUGUUUCACUUUAACAAUGGAGAAGUAAGGAUCGACCGUCUUUCCUCAGGAAAGAAGCAAUGGUCUUGCAGUGCAGGUGUGAUUUCGUCGCUGAUGCAUCGAUCUCUUUCGUAGUGAUGUGCUUUAAAUUUUGUGGAAUCCAUCUUAAACCUUCAGUAAGGAAGAUCUCAAUGAUGUGGUAUGUCUUCUGUUUAGCUUCAUGCGUCUUAUAUCUAUGCAAUUAGUAGUGAAUCAAAGAGAGAGAUGCUUAUGUAUGUACGACAUAAAUUCAAGGGCAUAAGUACAA
Messenger RNA from Musa acuminata AAA Group (dessert banana), 1139 nucleotides. Its product is annotated as protein DROOPING LEAF-like. The coding region runs from base 328 to 867 and encodes 179 amino acids. Lineage: Eukaryota; Viridiplantae; Streptophyta; Magnoliopsida; Zingiberales; Musaceae. Gene Ontology annotation, cellular component: nucleus. Gene Ontology annotation, biological process: multicellular organism development; style development; floral meristem determinacy. The transcript has 6 exons. The record is from RefSeq and is a predicted model, not a curated record.